Alnus glutinosa is the source of this 1496-nucleotide messenger RNA. Its product is annotated as protein STRICTOSIDINE SYNTHASE-LIKE 4-like. The record is from RefSeq and is a predicted model, not a curated record. Lineage: Eukaryota; Viridiplantae; Streptophyta; Magnoliopsida; Fagales; Betulaceae. The transcript has 6 exons. The coding region runs from base 287 to 1375 and encodes 362 amino acids. Gene Ontology annotation, biological process: biosynthetic process. Gene Ontology annotation, molecular function: strictosidine synthase activity.
UUUUGUGACACUAAGAAAGACAACAUGUGGUUGAGUGAGAUUGUUGAAUGAUGCCACGUUCAUUAGGCUCAGUGUUACACUUGUUUACGUCACUAGUAUGGAAAAUGAUUCUCUCCCCAUCCCUUGGUGCAGCACAAGAGCCAAGUUCAGAGCAUCUCAAAACCAAAGGCUAGUGUACAUCAGUACAUGUAAAGAGGAUUUUCAUUAUUUUACCGAUCGAUGCAAGCACCGACUCAAGAUUUUCCCCCACCUCAAACCCAAUUGAAGCACGAUUGCCAGCUAGCCCAUGGGUCCAAAACGUUGCUUCCCAGCAUGUUUGAGCUUUCUGCUAGCUUGUUUGCUUGCUUUUACGAUUCAAAUCCUCUUCUUCUCACCCAUAUCUCCCGGAACGCUUGAAUUGCCACUUGCAGCAUCUUCAGCUUCCCCUCUUCCCACAAACAACCAACUACAGAGAGUUACCAAACUUGGAGAAGGAUUUGUGAAGGACCCAGAAGACGUUUGUGUGGAUAAAGAGGGUAUAAUCUAUACAGCUACAAGAGAUGGCUGGAUCAAAAGAUUGCAUAGAAACGGGUCCUUGGAGAAUUGGAAGAUGAUAAACAGUCAUGCUUUACUAGGAAUCACAAUAACAAAGGGAGGUGAUCUCAUUGUAUGUGAUGCUGAAAAGGGUUUGCUUAAGGUCAGUGAAGAUGGCGUCACAGUUCUUGCUUCGCAUUUCAACGGCUCCAAAAUAAAGCUUGCAGAUGAUGUUAUAGAAGCAUGGGAUGGUAGUCUAUAUUUUAGCGUUGCAAGCACCAAAUAUGAACUCCACAAUUGGUAUCUAGACGUGCUGGAGGCAAAACCUCAUGGGCAGCUGCUAAAGUUUGAUCCAUCAUCAAAUGAAACGUCGAUUGUGCUUGAUGAUUUGGGUUUUGCUAAUGGUGUUGCACUCUCAAGGGACCAAGAUUAUCUGGUCGUCUGUGAAACAUGGAGGUUUAGGUGUAUGAGGUACUGGUUGAAAGGAGAGGCCAAAGGAAAAACCGAGAUUUUUGUAGAGAACCUUCCGGGUGGUCCUGAUAACAUCAAUCUUGCCCCAGAUGGAUCUUUCUGGAUUGCUCUACUUCAGCUAACUUCUAAUGGGCUGGAGUUUGUGCAUACCUCCAAGGCUUCUAAGCACUUAAUAGCAACAUUUCCAAGAUUGAUUGAACUAGUAAAUGGCGUAUACAAGAAAGCAGCGGUUGUAAAUGUGGCUGCCGAUGGCAAGAUAAUCAGGAAAUUUGAUGACCCAAAUGGAAAGGUGAUGACUUUCGUGACGGCAGCCUUGGAAUUUGAAGAUCACUUGUAUUUGGGAAGUCUGAACUCCAACUUCGUUGGGAAAUUACCCUUGAAAGACACAUAAGCCUUGGAAUUUGAAUACCAUUUGUAUUUGGGAAGUCUGAAAUUACCCUUGAAAGACAUAUAAUACUCAGUAAGUACUCUAUUUAGAGCAUUGUGGCAAAAAUGCGAUUCUUUAGCUAAAA